AAUAGGGGCGGAGCCGAGUGGGAGUGUGGAAAGCGCCGCAUCCCGGGUUGGGGGCGAGGCUUCCCCUUCCCCGCCCCUCCCCCGGCCUCCAGUCCCUCCCAGGGCCGCUUCGCCGAGCGCCUAGGAGCACGGCGGCGGCGGCACUUUCUCCGGCAGUAUCUGGCGCUGGACUGUGGUGCACGCGCGGCUGGGCCGCCCGAGCCGGAGGGACUGGUUGGUUGGGAGAGAGGGAGGGAAACCUGGGCUGCCGAACCGCACGUUCAGCCCGCUCCGCUCUUGCAGGGCAGCCCUUUGGCUCUCUGCGCGCGGAGCCGAGUCCCGGGCGGGUGGGGCGGGGGUCUACUGAGACCGCUACCGGCCCCUCGGCGCUGACGGGACCGCGCGGGGCUCACCCUCUGAAGGCAGCUCCGGGGUUAGCGGCCCGGACCUGGUCCUGCGCAGCGGGCGCGGGGCAGCGAAGCGGGAGGAAGCGAGAGGUGCUGCCCUCCCCCCGGAGUUGGAAGCGCCUUACCCGGGUCCAAAAUGCCCAAGAAGAAGCCGACGCCCAUCCAGCUGAAUCCGGCCCCCGACGGCUCCGCGGUUAACGGGACCAGCUCUGCGGAGACCAACUUGGAGGCCUUGCAGAAGAAGCUGGAGGAGCUAGAGCUUGAUGAGCAGCAGCGAAAGCGCCUUGAGGCCUUUCUCACCCAGAAGCAGAAGGUGGGAGAACUGAAGGAUGACGACUUUGAGAAGAUCAGUGAGCUAGGGGCCGGCAAUGGCGGUGUGGUGUUCAAGGUCUCCCACAAGCCUUCUGGCCUGGUCAUGGCCAGAAAGCUAAUUCAUCUGGAGAUCAAACCCGCAAUCCGGAACCAGAUCAUAAGGGAGCUGCAGGUUCUGCAUGAGUGCAACUCUCCAUACAUCGUGGGCUUCUAUGGUGCAUUCUACAGUGAUGGCGAGAUCAGUAUCUGCAUGGAGCACAUGGAUGGAGGUUCUCUGGAUCAAGUCCUGAAGAAAGCUGGAAGAAUUCCUGAACAAAUUUUAGGAAAAGUUAGCAUUGCUGUAAUAAAAGGCCUGACAUAUCUGAGGGAGAAGCACAAGAUCAUGCACAGAGAUGUCAAGCCCUCCAACAUCCUAGUCAACUCCCGUGGGGAGAUCAAGCUCUGUGACUUUGGGGUCAGCGGGCAGCUUAUCGACUCCAUGGCCAACUCCUUCGUGGGCACAAGGUCCUACAUGUCGCCAGAAAGACUCCAGGGGACUCAUUACUCUGUGCAGUCAGACAUCUGGAGCAUGGGACUGUCUCUGGUAGAGAUGGCGGUUGGGAGGUAUCCCAUCCCUCCUCCAGAUGCCAAGGAGCUGGAGCUGAUGUUUGGGUGCCAGGUGGAGGGAGAUGCGGCUGAGACCCCACCCAGGCCAAGGACCCCUGGGAGGCCCCUUAGCUCAUAUGGAAUGGACAGCCGACCUCCCAUGGCAAUUUUUGAGUUGUUGGAUUACAUAGUCAACGAGCCUCCUCCAAAAUUGCCCAGUGGAGUUUUCAGUCUGGAAUUUCAAGAUUUUGUGAAUAAAUGCUUAAUAAAAAACCCCGCAGAGAGAGCAGAUUUGAAGCAACUCAUGGUUCAUGCUUUUAUCAAGAGAUCUGAUGCUGAGGAAGUGGAUUUUGCAGGUUGGCUCUGCUCCACCAUCGGCCUUCACCAGCCCAGCACACCAACCCAUGCUGCUGGCGUCUAAGUGCUUAGGAAGCAGCAAAGAGCGAGUCCCCUGCCCAGUGGUUUGCCAUGUCGCUUUCGGGCCUCCUUCCCAUGCCUGUCUCUGUUCAGAUGUGCAUUUCACCUGUGACAAAGGAUGAAGAACACAGCAUGUGCCAAGAUUCUACUCUUGUCAUUUUUAAUAUUACUGUCUUUAUUCUUAUUACUAUUAUUGUUCCCCUAAGUGGAUUGGCUUUGUGCUUGGGGCUAUUUGUGUGUAUGUUGAUGAUCAAAACGCGUGCCAGGCUGAAUUACAGUGAAAUUUUGGUGACUGUGAGUAGUCAUUCUUACAAUUGCACUGCUGUUCCUGCUCCAUGACUGGCUGUCUGCCUGUAUUUUCGGGAUUCUUUGACAUUUGGUGGUACUUUAUUCUUGCUGGGCAUACUUUCUCUCUGAGUAGGAGGGAGCCUUGUGAGAUCCUUCACAGGCAGUGCAUGUGAAGCAUGCUUUGCUGCUAUGAAAAUGAGCAUCAGAAAGUGUACAUCAUGUUAUUUUAUUAUUAUUAUUAGCUUUUCAUGUAGAAUUCAGCAGUUUACAUCCAAAUCUAGCCAGAGCCCUUCACUGCCAUGAUAGCUGGGGCUUCACCAGUCUGUCUACUGUGGUGAUCUGUAGACUUCUGGUUGUAUUUCUAUAUUUAUUUUCAGUAUACUGUGUGGGAUACUUAGUGGUAUGUCUCUCUAAGUUUUGAUUAAUGUUUCUUAAAUGGUGGAAUUAUUUUGAAUGUCACAAACUGAUCAAGGCAUUAAAAUGUCAGAUUUAUCUUUCCCCAUAUCCAAGUACCAAUGCUGUUGUAAACAACGUGUAUAGUGCCUAAAAUUGUAUGAAAAUCCUUUUAACCAUUUUAACCUAGAUGUUUAACAAAUCUAAUCUCUUAUUCUAAUAAAUAUACUAUGAAGUUUAAAAAAAAAAAAAAGGAUGAAAGCUA
This is a messenger RNA of Piliocolobus tephrosceles (Ugandan red Colobus), 2646 nucleotides long. RefSeq names its product mitogen-activated protein kinase kinase 1 (gene MAP2K1). The coding region runs from base 523 to 1704 and encodes 393 amino acids. Gene Ontology annotation, molecular function: ATP binding; protein kinase activity. The record is from RefSeq and is a predicted model, not a curated record. NCBI's taxonomy places the organism in Eukaryota, Metazoa, Chordata, Mammalia, Primates, Cercopithecidae. The transcript is spliced from 11 exons. Gene Ontology annotation, biological process: protein phosphorylation.